Molecule: messenger RNA, 2076 nt
Organism: Coniosporium apollinis CBS 100218
Lineage: Eukaryota; Fungi; Ascomycota; Dothideomycetes
Product: primary-amine oxidase
Exons: 4
Coding region: 1-2076 (691 amino acids)
Biological process (GO): amine metabolic process
Molecular function (GO): quinone binding; copper ion binding; primary methylamine oxidase activity
Source: RefSeq, a predicted model, not a curated record
AUGGCUCUCGAUCGUCUGAAGCAGAUGGCCUCUCAGGUCACUGGCCAAGCAAAACCACCUCACCCUUUCGACCCUCUCUCUGAAAGCGAGAUCGAGAGAGCUGUGGCUAUCAUCCGCAAGGAGCACGAUGGCCUCUUCUUCAAUGCAGUGACGCUGUGGGAGCCGCGGAAAGCAGACAUGAUGAAGUGGGUCGCAGAUCCGGAUCACACACAGCGACCGCACCGAAUAGCAGAUGUUGUAGCCAUUGGCAGAGGCAGCAAGGUGUACGAUGGCAUUGUGGAUCUGGAAGAGGGCAAGAUCCUAAACUGGGAGUUGACUGAGGGUGUGCAACCCCUGAUCACCAUGGAGGAUCUCCAGAUCGUAGAGACUGUAGUGCGGAAGGAUCCUAAGGUCAUCGAGCAGUGUGGAUUGAUCGGCAUCCCGCCUGAGGACAUGCACAAGGUCUACUGUGACCCAUGGACCAUCGGCUACGACGAGCGCUUCGGCAGCAGCGUCCGCCUCCAGCAGGCACUCAUGUAUUAUCGCCCACACGUCGAUGACAACCAGUACACAUAUCCUCUAGAUUUUUGCCCCAUCUACAACUCCGAUACCCAAGAAAUUAUCCACAUCGAUGUACCUGCAGUACGGAGACCCGUAAACCAGGCACCCCCUAACAACUACCACGCCGCGGCCAUUGAAGCAGAAGGCGGCUACCGAACUGAUCUCAAGCCCAUCGAGAUCACUCAACCCGAAGGCGUCUCAUUCACCAUGGACGGCCGAAUCAUCAGCUGGCAGAACUGGAAAGUCCACGUGGGGUUCAACUACCGAGAAGGCAUGGUCCUCAGCAACAUCACCUUCAACGACAAAGGCAACGAGCGGCCCGUCUUUUGGCGGAUGUCCCUCGCGGAGAUGGUCGUGCCCUACGGCAACCCCGAGCACCCCCACCACCGCAAACACGCCUUCGACCUGGGCGAGUACGGGGGCGGCUACAUGACCAACAGCCUGAGCCUAGGCUGCGACUGCAAAGGCGCGAUCCACUACCUCGACGCCGCGUUCGUGAACCGCGCGGGCGCUGCGACGACCAUCAAGAACGCCAUCUGCAUCCACGAAGAAGAUGCCGGGAUCCUGUUCAAGCACACCGACUUCCGCGACGACUCCGUAACGGUCACACGCGCACGAAAGCUCAUCAUCAGCCACGUCUUCACCGCGGCAAACUACGAGUACUGCGUCUACUGGGUCUUCCACCAGGACGGUACCAUCCAGCUCGAAAUCAAGCUGACAGGCAUCCUGAACACGUACGCCAUGAACCCAGGCGAAGACACCAAGGGGUGGGGCACGGAAGUCUACCCCGGCGUCAACGCGCACAACCACCAGCACCUCUUCUGCCUGCGGCUAGACCCCAACGUCGACGGGCCGAACAACACGGUCUUCCAGGUCGACGCCGUGCGCGGCGCGGGCGAGGUCGGCAGCGCAGAGAACAAAUACGGCAACGCGUUCUAUGCGCAGAAGACGAAGUUCGAGACGGCGGAGCAGGCGAUGAGCGACUACGACGGGAACACGAGCCGCACGUGGGACAUGGCGAACACGAACAAGAUCAAUCCGUACAGCCACAAGCCUGUGAGCUACAAGCUCGUGAGCCGAGAUGUUCCGACGCUGCUGCCCAAGGAGAACAGCUUGGUGUGGAAGCGCGCUGGAUUCGCCAGGCACGCCGUGCAUGUCACGAAGUACGACGACGCACAAAUCCACCCUGCAGGCCGGCACGUGCCCCAAACCUCCGGCGAGCCCUCCCCCGGCCUCCCCGCCUGGAUCGCAGCGAACCCGAGCGCCUCAAUCGACAACACGGACAUUGUGCUGUGGCACACCUUCGGGCUGACGCACUUCGCGGCGCCCGAGGACUUCCCCGUCAUGCCCGCCGAGCCCAUGACGGUGCUGCUGAGGCCGAGAAACUUCUUUACCAAGAAUCCGUGUUUGGAUGUGCCGCCGAGCUUCUGCUCGGUGCCGAGUGGGAUUCGCCAGGGGAAUUCGCUCGUCGAUAAGGUGAGUCGGUUGGCGUUUGGGCAGUCGAAGGGGCAGGAGACGGGGGGGAAGUGCUGUUAG